CCGCCGCAGCCGCCGCCACCGCCGCUGCUGUCGUGCGGGAGUGAUCGCAGCCCCUGCCCCGCCGCAGCCCGAGCCCCGGGCGGUCCGUGGCUGCUAUGCGGCUUCGCGGCGUUCGACCUCCACCGGGUUUGCACCGAUUUCUGCCAGACGCCAAGUGGGCUGAGGACUAGAGACACCUGGCCCCGAGUGGGGGACACCACGCUGACCCCGAGGCUGCCGCCCCCCGGAAGGUGCCCGGGAAGGGGCGAUGUGCUGGGCUGCACUCGCUGCCUGUUGAGCCUUCGGAGGUGUCAGCACCUGCCUGGCAGCAGUACCCUGAUCCCGACGUGCCCACGUCUCCCGCUGGAGCCCUUGAGCAAAAGAGACGUCAGGACAAGCCUGAGGGAGCUGGGGAGCACAUCCCUCUGCCCUGACCUGGUGGCAGUUCCUGCUCUGACACCCAACAGCAUUGCAGACCCUCGGCUCCCCUCACACCCCCAACCCGGGCCCCGCAGCCCCCCUGACGCUCCCCCUCUCCACUGGAGCGCGGCAGCCUGCCAGGCCCUGUCCCCAGCCCCUCCCGGGCAUUGCCCCCCGGGUGCAUUGCCCCCAGCCCUCCCGGGGACCCAGCGGCCGCCGGCAGAGCCAUGAAGCUGCAGGCAGUGAUGGAGAACCUGCAGCGGCAGCAGCGCGCACGGCUGCAGCAGGCGCUGGAAGCGCGGCAGCAGGAGCAGCAGCAGCACUCGACACCACCACCCCCGGCGCAGCCCCCUCCAGCCCCGGGACAGACCCUCACCAGCAUCCCAGCCCGCAGCCGCGGCCAGGACCCGGCCCCAGCACCCUCAGAGGAGGGAGCAGAGCCCGAGAGUGCGCACAUCCAGCGGGCACAGAUGGCUGCCCUGGCUGCCAUGCGGGCAGCGGCCGCCGGCCUCAGCCACUCGUCCAGCCCGGGGCUGUCGGAUGAGAGCCAGGCCUCCGAGGAGGAGGAGGAAGAGGAGGAAGAGGGGGAGCGUGGGGAGGAGGAAGAUGGUGGGUUCCAGCAGGAGAUGGGCUCCGAGGAGGAGGAUCUGAAGGGCAAGUGGGAUGAAGACGACUUUGAAGAAGACCUGGGUGAGGAGGAGGAGGAAGAGGAGGAGGAGGAAGAGGAAGAUUACGAGGAGGAGGAAGACAUGGGAGAGGAAGGGCUGAGCUCAGCUGAGGCAGUGCGAGCAGGAGCGGGAUCCCUGCUGCUUCGCAAGCCCCUGGCACCGCAGCACUACCGGGGCGAGCAGCAGCGGCUGCCGGGGGGACCGGAGCGGCUGCCCCCUGGACCGGGCCAGGCACAGCCCCCCCCACCGGCACCUGACCACGGUGACUGGACCUACGAGGAGCAGUUCAAGCAACUGUAUGAGCUGGAUGGUGACCCCAGGAGGAAGGAGUUCCUGGACGACCUCUUCAGCUUCAUGCAGAAGCGAGGGACCCCCGUGAACAGGAUCCCCAUCAUGGCCAAGCAGGUGCUGGAUCUGUACAUGCUGUACACGCUGGUGACAGAGAAGGGCGGCCUGGUGGAGGUGAUCAACAAGAAGCUGUGGAGAGAGAUCACCAAGGGACUGAACCUCCCCACCUCCAUCACCAGCGCUGCCUUCACCCUGCGCACCCAGUACAUGAAGUACCUGUACCCCUACGAAUGUGAGAAGCGGGGACUGAGCAACCCCAACGAGCUGCAGGCAGCCAUCGACAGCAACCGGCGGGAAGGCCGCCGGCAGGGCUUCGGCAGCUCCCUCUUCACCUACUCGCCCAGUGGCACCCAUGGCCUCCUCUCCUCCCCCAAGCUGCCGGUGCCGGCACUGGGUCUGGCCUCAGCCACCAACGGAGGCUCCAUCGCUCCCGUCCAGAAGAUCAAGAAAGAAGAAGACUCUCCCAUCCCCAUCUCCAUGCCCAGCCGGCUGCCCGUCUCGCUGGCUGGACACCCCGUGGUGGCAGCCCAGGCGGCCGCGGUGCAGGUGGCAGCGGCCGCCCAAGCCGUGGCCCUGGAGCAGCUGCGGGAGAAGCUGGAAUCGGGAGAGCCCCCGGAGAAGAAGCUGGCGCUGGUGACGGACGAGCAGCAGCGGCUGAUGCAGCGGGCGCUCCAGCAGAACCUGCUGGCCAUGACUGCCCAGCUGCCCAUGAGCAUCCGCAUCAACAGCCAGGGCACCCGCUCGCCAGAGAACCGCCAGGACUCGGCCGCCGGCGCGGGCAGCAACGGCACCAACAGCAUCAGCAUGUCCGUGGAGAUCAACGGGAUCGUCUACACAGGUGUGCUGUUUGCCCAGACCCCUGGACCUUCCUCCUCCUCCUCCUCCUCGCUGCCCUCCUCUGCCUACACCAAAGGCAACGGUGGUGGCAGCCGGAGCAGCAGCAGCGCGGUGGGGACCGGCGGUGGCACCGUGCCCCCCACCACCCCGGCCAGCCUGGCCGUGCCCCCCAGCUCUACCUCCAACAACGUUUCGCCUUAAUCCCCCCUCCCCAACCCCAGAACCCCCAGACCCUUCCCCCAGCAGCACCGGGCAGCGCUCAGGGGGCCGGGGUCUGGCUGGGGUCUCCGCAGGGUCUGGUUGGGGUCUUGCAAGAGUCUCACUGGGUUCUCCCCAAGCUCUGGUUGGGUUCUGCCCUUGUUCUCCUCUUGGUUUUUCCUUUGCCAGGCAGAAAAGCUUUAGCCCAGGGGGGUUUUGCCGGAGCCGCCGGCUGUCCCGUUGCGCCGCGCCGGUCCGGGACCGUUUUACCUCACUCACAUCACACUUUGCACUGUACAUUUAUUAAUAAUUAUUAUUAUUAUUUUUUUUUUUUUUUUUUUUUUAACUCGUGUUACCUCCAGACAGACGCACGGACGCCUGCCAACGCGAGCUUUAGUGAAACCCCCCCCUUCCCCAGCACUCAAAAAGCAUAAAAAUAAUAAUAAUAAUAAUUGGAAAUCGGGAGAUAUUUUAUUUUUUUCCCCUUUAUUUUGAGGACUCUCUCCUCACUCUCCCGGGUUGGUGUUUUUUUGUUCAGAGCUUGUCCUUUGGUUGUAAAUAGCUUCUAUUUUAUUCUCUGGGAAAAAAAAAAAA
This is a messenger RNA of Calypte anna (Anna's hummingbird), 3044 nucleotides long. It is a transcript of the gene ARID3A, whose product is annotated as AT-rich interaction domain 3A. The transcript is spliced from 9 exons. The coding region runs from base 627 to 2453 and encodes 608 amino acids. The record is from RefSeq and is a predicted model, not a curated record. Lineage: Eukaryota; Metazoa; Chordata; Aves; Apodiformes; Trochilidae. Gene Ontology annotation, cellular component: nucleus. Gene Ontology annotation, molecular function: DNA binding. Gene Ontology annotation, biological process: regulation of transcription by RNA polymerase II.